Messenger RNA from Acanthopagrus latus (yellowfin seabream), 2781 nucleotides. It is a transcript of the gene gdf10a, whose product is annotated as growth differentiation factor 10a. The record is from RefSeq and is a predicted model, not a curated record. The coding region runs from base 242 to 1846 and encodes 534 amino acids. Gene Ontology annotation, biological process: SMAD protein signal transduction; BMP signaling pathway. The transcript is spliced from 3 exons. Lineage: Eukaryota; Metazoa; Chordata; Actinopteri; Spariformes; Sparidae. Gene Ontology annotation, cellular component: extracellular region. Gene Ontology annotation, molecular function: growth factor activity; cytokine activity.
AGCAGCUCCAACUGUUGCCCGGACAUUCAGCAUCCACGUCCUGACACAGAGGGAGCGAGACGGCUCACCGAGCGCGAAGUGAGAGGAGAGGAGGAACAUUUACGCACAGCCGCCUCAGUCUGGAUUGUUUUUGGCGCGUCUUUAAAGCCCACCCUGGAUAGUCGUGGACCGCAUUUUUUCCGCACUUCUCGCCUCUCGGAGUUUGAUUUUUUUUUUUUCCUCCCCCCAUUUCAGCACUUAAAUGGCAGCUCUGAUAAUGAUUUCCUCGCACCUGCUCCUGUUGAUGUCCAGCUGUUUCCUGGGUGCAGCAUCAGUUCGGACCAUGAAAGGGAGCUCUGGGAGCGCACAGGACCGCGGCAUCCUCCAGCCCUCGUCGGACCCCUCCUCGGACGACCUGGAUCAGGACAUGCUCUCCCAGCACAUGUCCAAACUGUACGAGAGAUACAACAGCGAGAAGCGCCUCAGGGAGGGAAACACCGUCAGGAGUUUCAGAGCCAGCCAAGACUCGUCUGACCACAGGACGAUGUACAGACUGAACCUCACAACCCUCCAGGACUCCGAGGUCGCCCUCUCUGCCUCAUUCCACUUCCUGCUCGAUCGGCACCCUCAUCAAAAGCCCUGGUUCUGUAAACGCUUCAAAAGCCCGUCCUGUCGUUCCACAGUUGCCCACCCUUCUCCUCCGUCCAUCAGCCUGCUCCUUCGCUCCGUCUCCUCUGGGUCAGAGGUCAGAUCGGGGUCAACGGGGUCGCUUCUAGGCAAUGUGACCUUCCACCCCCACAGGAGAGGGGUGUGGCAGAUGAAAGAUGUGACCCAGGUCAUCAGGGAGGCACGGGACAAGGGUCAUCUCCUGGUGUCAGUGGAGUUGGACUUAGGGCAGCAGUACCAGAGGAAAUCGAAGGAGGCGCUGCCUGCUGGCAGCCUGCCCUACCUGUUACUGUACGCUGAUGACCAGGCCUUGGCAGAGCCCAACAGCGUGGCUGCAAGCCUUCAGAGAUAUGACCCGUCCAGCGAGGGAGGUGAGCCUUCACAUUCCUCCCAGCUCCUGCACAGACCCAUCUCGUCACCAGAGUCAAAAGGACGCGUGAGAAGGGAAGCAACUCUGCUCUCUGACCCCGUUCAGAACAAUGAGCUGCCCGAGGUCGACUACAGGCCUGAUGGAUACAGGAAGGACGACCUUUGGGAGAGCACUUGGUACCUGGCGCUCAAACCCAAGCCUCGAUCUGGAAAGAAGGAAAAGAAGAGAAAGGUCCAGGAAGAAGAAGGAGUAGAGCACGUCAGAGAUAAGGACGUUCGUAAAGAAGAAGAAGAAGGAACAUCGCAGGGGCUCAAACCCGAUGACUCGACCGUGAAAAAACUCAAAGACAGUCGCACGCUGACUGUCAGCGAGGGGCGGAAACAUGAGCGGAGGAAUGAGGGAAGGGAUGGAAAAAAGCACAAGGGGAGCACAAACUCUCAGUCACCUGUUCUGAGUUUUGAUGAGCAAACCAUGCGUAAGGCCUGGAGGAGGCAGUGGGCCGACAACCAGCACAGAGGCUGCUCCAGGAGGAACCUCCGAGUGGAUUUUGCAGACAUUGGCUGGAGCGAGUGGGUCAUAGCACCCAAGGCCUUUGACGCCUACUACUGCACCGGCACAUGUGGAUUUCCCAUGCCCAAGGUGGCGAGGCCGUCCAACCACGCCACCAUCCAGAGCAUAGUCCGAGCCGUCGGGAUCAUCCCUGGGGUCCCCGAGCCCUGCUGCGUCCCAGAGAAGAUGAGCCCCCUGGCCGUGCUCUACCACGACGAAUCCAGGAACCCGGUGCUGAAGAUUUACCCCAACAUGUCCGUCCAGUCCUGCUCCUGCAGAUAGGGCGGGGAGGGCAACAUACGCCGAGGACGCAACAUGUGGAGAGAAACACAAAACAAAACAAAAAACAGGACUAAUGGAGACAGAACCGUACCUCUGUUUGUCGGGUGGUUUCUCGAGACCGAGAAACACUUCGGACGCCGGGUAUUCCUCGAGGAACGUAGGAUGUAGAGAAAUCACUUCCAUCUCUUCUGUCCCCGCGGCAGAGAACUUGAAGAGACACACUGUCUGGCGUCUGCCUUGGCGAGAGGGAAACGGAGUCGCACAUGUAAAGUCACGGCUCCACAUGUCCAAGAAGCCCGCUUUGUUUUGAUUCUGUGUCUGAGAUAAUAUUGAGGAUUUUUGCGGACAGGACAUGUUUUCCCUUUAAUCUCGGCGCUCGCUUUUCCAACAGCUCCCAGUGAGUUUGUGUUCAUGUUUUCUUUGGACACGAAGGCUAUAAAUAAAAGACUUUAUUAUUAUCAGUGUGUCAUCGGGGCAGCUUACACAGUCACGUACAGAUGCCAGAGAUUAUUAUGAAACAUACUUGUACGUUUUUUUUUUUCAAACCGCGCGCAGCUGUUCUUACUUUUAAGCUAAUCGCCGGCCACAUUGUACAUACAUGCAACGUUGAUUUGUUUGCACGACAGGAAGGUUAUUGUACAUUCUUGCCCCGUGUAUCUUAAAAAAGGAAACAUCCAAUGGAUUGCGGAGAGCAUCUGGAUUUCAUUUACACCCACCCAGCCCCGUCAUAACACUUCAAGAAUGUUAUAUCGAAACCAGAAAUAUUUUUCUAUUUUGAAUGUGAAUCUCGGUUAAAAAAUAAUUUGUCAUGGUUACUAGGUCAUGUAUUCCUAUAUUCUAGAUGAGAUGGUGUUUUGUACAUGUGUAUUGUUUAAAUUAUGGAAAGGUAGCCGUCUAUGAAUUAGAAUUAAAAAAAGAAAAGUAAUUUAAUCCGA